ACACUUGGUGCAAGCGAAGUGGCCAGGCAAGACGUCAUUUUCCAUCAGCCAUCUACCUUGUUAUGUUUGAGCCUCGUGUUCACAUGACUUCUUAGUCACGUGCACCAAGCCAUGAAAUACUCAACCUUCUGUAAUUUGGGUUAUUUCCAUGUUGCGUUGGUAGAGUGAAAGCUCUCCCGGUACAGUAAAACCAAGCUUACGCAUCACGUAAAUAAUUUUCGUCUACUCCGGUAUACUUCUGGAAACGACUAUAGAGUACUAAACAGUAAACUGCUGCUGUGGAGGAAAGUUAUUUGUAUUGGUAAUUCAAGCUUUUCAGGGAGGCUUGUGACUGUGGAUAAUUAUUUUCAUAAAGUUCGUGGCCUGUAUGAAACUAUUUUGAAUUCAGCUAAGAUGACACCAACACCAGCAGAAUUUAAGGACCAACAUACUGAAAAAACGCAUGGUGUUCCGUUUCUAAGGAAAUGUUGGCAAGAUCAUGGACAAAAAGAGAGCACCCAACAAAUUUUGAAAACUCUGAAGGAAAGAAUAAUGGUGAUGGAUGGUGCAAUGGGCACCAUGAUCCAGAUGCAUCGACUAGAUGAAGAUGCUUAUAGGGGAAUUGAAUUCAAGAAUCAUCCAUCUUCACUGAAAGGAAACAAUGAUAUUUUAACCCUAACUCAACCUGAAAUAAUCUAUAACAUCCAUAAAGCCUACUUAGAGGCUGGAGCUGAUUUUAUAGAAACUAAUACUUUCAGUGGCACAUCAAUUGCUCAAGCAGAUUACAAAAUGGAACAUCUGGUAUAUAGGCUGAAUGUGGAGGCAGCAAUAUUGGCAAAGAAGGCAUGUAAAGAAGUUGCAGCUACUACAGAUAAAAAGAAGUAUGUUAUAGGNUCAUUAGGCCCAACAAACAAAACUUUAUCUAUAUCGCCAUCUGUAGAACAUCCAGAAUACAGGAAUAUAACUUUCGAUGAACUUGUAGCAGCUUAUAUGGAACAAGUGAGAGGCUUGAUUGAUGGAGGAGUGGAUAUUCUGUUAGUAGAAACAGUGUUUGAUACUGCUAAUGCUAAGGCUGCAUUGUUUGCCAUUCAGAGUCUUUACGAUGAUGGUUAUGAAGCUUUACCAAUUUUUGUGUCUGGCACCAUAGUGGACAAAAGUGGACGUACACUUUCAGGUCAGACUGGUGAGGCUUUUAUUAUCAGUAUAUCACAUGCUGACCCAUUAUGCAUAGGAUUGAAUUGUGCUCUUGGAGCUGCUGAAAUGAGACCAUUUAUUGAAACCAUUAGCAAGAAUACUGCUGCCUAUACCAUUUGUUACCCGAAUGCAGGUUUACCUAACACUUUCGGUGAAUACGAUGAGACACCAGAUCAAAUGGCUGAACUCCUGCGGUCUUUUGCACAUUCUGGAUUUAUAAAUAUUGUUGGUGGCUGCUGUGGGACCACUCCACAACACAUUCAGGCAAUUGCUGAAGUAAUGAAAAACUACAGACCUAGGAUUCCACUAGAAUCACUUCAUAAAGAUCAUCUGCUAUUAUCAGGUCUUGAACCAGCAGUUAUUGAUAGUGGCAGACUCUUUGUAAACAUUGGAGAGAGAUGUAAUGUUGCAGGUUCAAGGCACUUUGCCAAACUAGUCAGAGAAGAAAGAUACCAGGAUGCCUUAGAAAUUGCCAAAACCCAGGUAGAAUCUGGGGCACAGAUUCUUGACAUUAACAUGGAUGAAGGAAUGUUAGAUGGAGAAAGAGCAAUGACAAAAUUUCUGAAUCUAAUUGCCACAGAACCAGAUAUAAGCAAAGUACCCCUGUGUAUUGAUUCCUCUAAUUUUAGAGUAAUAGAAGCAGGCUUAAAAUGCACCCAAGGAAAAUGCAUUAUCAACUCAAUCAGCUUGAAGGAAGGGGAAGAAGACUUUUUACACAAAGCUCAGAUCAUUAAGAAAUAUGGAGCAGCAGUCGUGGUUAUGGCCUUUGAUGAAAUUGGACAAGCAGCUGAUGAUGACAGAAAAGUAGUGAUCUGUACCCGCUCUUACAAUCUACUUGUACAUAAAGCUGGGUUUAAUCCAAAUGACAUUAUUUUUGAUCCAAACAUCCUUACUAUAGCAACAGGAAUGGAAGAACACAACACCUAUGGUAUUGAUUAUAUUAAUGCAACAAAAAGAAUAAAGAGUACUCUCCCUGGAGCAAGAGUCAGUGGUGGUGUAUCUAAUCUCUCUUUUUCCUUCCGUGGAAUGGAGAAAAUUCGGGAAGCAAUGCAUAGUGUUUUUCUUUAUCAUGCUAUCAAGGCUGGGAUGGACAUGGGUAUUGUAAAUGCAGGAAAGCUUCCACUUUAUGAUGAUAUUGAACCUGAGCUACUUCAUCUGUGUGAAAAUCUACUCUGGAACAGAGACCCCCAGGGUACUGAAAAACUUCUUGAAUAUGCACAGAAACAUGGAAAAAGUGAGAAAUCAGUUUCCAAAACAGUAGACUGGAGGCAAAAUUCUGUGGAGGAGAGAUUGGAAUAUGCUUUAGUGAAGGGUAUAGACUCCUUUGUAGAGCAGGAUGUAGAAGAGGCUAGACAAAUGAAGAAUUCUUAUCCUAGACCAUUGAACAUCAUUGAGGGUCCACUUAUGAAGGGGAUGAGUAUUGUAGGUGACCUUUUUGGUGCUGGCAAAAUGUUCCUUCCUCAGGUUAUAAAAUCUGCACGUGUGAUGAAGCGUGCUGUUGCAUAUCUGGUCCCCUUCAUGGAGAAAGAACGGGAGGAAAGACGUGCCCAGCAUUUUGGUUCAGAUUGGGAAGAGGAAAGCCCCUAUGUGGCCAGUGUGGUCCUUGCUACUGUUAAAGGUGAUGUCCAUGACAUUGGGAAGAACAUUGUUGGUGUAGUACUGAGUUGCAAUAAUUUCAGAAUAAUUGACCUUGGAGUAAUGACACCAUGUGAAAGGAUUAUCAAAAUUGCCAUUCAAGAGAAAGCAGAUAUCAUUGGGAUUUCUGGUCUUAUUACUCCAUCCCUCGAUGAAAUGAUUUUUGUAGCAAAAGAAAUGGAGAGAAUGGGAUUGAAAAUUCCUCUUUUAAUAGGGGGAGCUACUACUUCAAGGACUCAUACAGCUGUGAAGAUAGCUCCUCGCUACAGUCAACCAACAAUUCAUGUUCUAGAUGCUUCAAAAAGUGUUGUUGUGUGUUCUUCAUUAAUGGAUCAGAACAACAGAAACGAUUUUGUGGAAGAAAUAACUGAGGAAUAUGAGGAACUUCGGGAGGAACAUUUUGCAACAUUAAAAGAGAGAAAAUAUCUUUCUAUAGAAAAAGCAAGGCUUAGGAAAAUGACAAUUGACUGGCUUGCUGAUCCAAAACCAGUUACUCCAACAUUUCUGGGAACGAAAGUAUUUAAGAAGUAUGAACUCGGUCGGCUUGUUCCCUAUAUUGAUUGGAAACCCUUUUUUGAUGUAUGGCAGCUUCGAGGAAAGUAUCCAAACAGGGGAUAUCCAAAAAUCUUUAAAGAUACUACAGUUGGUGAAGAAGCAAAACGGCUUUUUGAUGAUGCUCAGAAAAUGUUGAAGACUAUUCUAGAACAAGGCCUUCUGGAAGCAAAAGGAGUUUUGGCAUUUUAUGCAGCCAGCAGUCAUGGUGAUGAUAUAGAUUUGUAUCCAGAAGAUAGAAUGCCACGUGGUAAACCAAUUGGCACAUUGCAUGGCCUUCGACAGCAGGUUGGAAUUAUUUUUAUGUAUCUCUCUCUGUCUGUAUAUAUCAGAAGUGAGCAGCCAGUGAUUCAUGAACAGCAAAAUUUAUGUACAUUGUUUGUUCCAUUUUAUUUUUAUUUCUGUAGGUUUGAGGGAGAAAUGGACGACUACAGUGUUAUAAUGGUUAAGGCUUUAGCAGAUAGAUUAGCUGAGGCUUAUGCAGAGGAACUGCAUGAAAGAGUGAGGAAAGAGUUUUGGGGCUACUGUUCUGAAGAACAUUUAGACUCUCAGGAAUUGCUUAAAAUUAAAUACCAGGGUAUUCGGCCUGCUCCUGGGUACCCCAUUCAGCCUGACCACACUGAAAAAUUGACCAUGUGGAAGCUAAUGGAUGUUGAGAAAGAAACAGGAAUCAAAUUAACAGAAUCUUUAGCCAUGCAUCCUGCAGCAUCUGUAUCAGGAUUAUACUUUUCUCAUCCUAGGGCUGUGUAUUUUGCUACAGGAAAACUUGCCAAGGAUCAGGUUGAAGAUUAUGCCAGACGGAGAGAUGUAUCUGUUGUAGAAGUCACAAAGUGGCUGUCACCUGUUUUGGCCUAUGAUCCUGAUUUAGAGUAGAUUAUACAAGUAUCUAUACAAUUUUCUUACCAGUUUUAUAUAUUCAUGGACAGAGUUUCUGCUUAUUUGAGUAGCAGUCAUUGGUAAAGGCAUUUUAUUGUAUAUUUUAAUCACAUUUUAUUAUUAUGGGCAUUUGAAGUUGCUACAUGUUUCAUUACAUUAUUUUACCUGAUUUAGUCAUAUUUUAUUUACUUUAUACAGUUCUUACUAUUUAACUAAACAGACUACACAAUAAAUUUCAUAUAAUAGGAUUUCAUUAUGUUCACACAUGCUCAAAAUAAUGAACAGUGAAUGAGACACUUGUCAAAAAACGUUUUUAAUCUUAACUACUACUAGGUAUGUAACAACUAUUAAGCAAAAUUGUUAAAAUAUUAAAUGCUCAUGAUGUCUUUUAGAAAAUGUUUAUAUUAUAUAUAUAUUUGAUUCAAAUUAAAAUAAUUUGUAUCACAUAAGUAAGCAGUUAUUAGUUUCUCAAGAAAACCAAAACCUCUGUAUUAAUGUUGUGAAUUCCAUUGGUGCAAGCCAUGAGGGGUAAAAAAACCUUUUACUUCAGUUGAAUAAUAACUAACAAAAGCUGAAAAUGAGAUUACAUAUAUUGGAUUUGUAAAAAUCUACAUAUUCUAAUAUGAUGGCAACUUCUAUUAAAAUUACUUGAAUACAAAUGUAAAACUAAAAGAAAAAUUCAAAAAAAAGAGAGAGAGAGAAAUCACAUUUUCUUGAGAAGUGAAACAUUCCAACAACUUUAUUAUUUUUUAUAGUUGUUUUUUGUAUAUGCAUUUUGACACAUCUUCAGUUUACUGUAGAAUAACUGGUUCUCUUGGUGGAAUGAAACAUCUAGAGAUGAUUCCAUUGCAGUGUAUUAUACAAUUAGUGUUGUGAGUAACGAUUGUUGCGAAACUACUACAGUGCCAAAUUAUGAGUGCUAUUUUUUUUAACCUUGUGUAUAUGAUCUUGUUUAUAUAUGACUAUGCUGUUCUAAAGAUUUUGUACAGUAUAGUGGUUCAUACCUUUGGAUGUGUAAAAAAAAAUCAAUUAAAAAUAUGCAAGUAUUGAUAUACUGUAAUUGGCACUGUGGUAUUUAACUGUUUAAUAUCAACAUACAUUGAUGAUAGAAUGUUUAAGAUUGAAAUAUUUGUAAAUGGAUCUUGCAUAAUAAUAUCUUAUUAGUAUUCAUCAAAAUGAAAAAUGCCAAAGACAGUAAUGAAUUUAAAGUCACGAAAAAUAUUUUAAGUGGGCAUCAGUGUGAAUAGUAAUUCAUCUUGGCUUGAAUAUAAUGAUACUUUGUACAAGGUAUUUAUAUCCACACAGGCAUAUUUCACGAGGUUAACUUUCAUUGUAAUAGCUUUAGUGAGCAGAAACUUUGUUCCAUAAUCAGGUAAUUUUUUAGUUUAUUUUGCACCUACUUCAUUCAAAAUCCAUGAUCCAAUAUUAAGUAAUAAAAAUUUGAAUGUUAGUUGAUGCCUUAUAAAAUAUCAACUACUAACAUUUGUUUAGACUUGGAUUUUACAUCUUGGACUAAACAACAUAUUCGUGUAAUGAAAUGAUACAGUGAUCAUUACAGUUAUUUAGUUGAUAUUUCAUAAACUGAAUACUAAAUAAUAUGAGAUCAAUAUAUAUAUUUUAGUCACAAAGGCAGUUAGUGUUUUUUGAAAUAAGUAUUAUCCAAGUACAAAGUAAUCACGAUUAGAAAGAAUUAUAUAUUUUCACAGCAUAGCUUUAACGCAUUGACAAUUUAAUGUAACCUUUUCAAAAAAUGUUAUAAAUUGUAAUACUUUUGUAUACAACUACAUUUUUGUAUUUUAUCUCCAUAAAGAUUUUAUUAAAA
This is a messenger RNA of Limulus polyphemus (Atlantic horseshoe crab), 6058 nucleotides long. Its product is annotated as methionine synthase-like. Lineage: Eukaryota; Metazoa; Arthropoda; Merostomata; Xiphosura; Limulidae. Gene Ontology annotation, biological process: pteridine-containing compound metabolic process. Bases 394 to 4233 code for a protein of 1279 amino acids. The transcript is spliced from 34 exons. The record is from RefSeq and is a predicted model, not a curated record. Gene Ontology annotation, molecular function: methionine synthase activity; cobalamin binding; zinc ion binding.